GUCAUUUCAGAGGAAUGAGGGAGGGAGUUUAUGUUCUGACCUAACAAGAUCACAAAUGAAAAACAUGCAAUGAACAAGUGUGCAUGCAUGCUUGCGUACAAGCGUGCGCGCACACAGUUUAAUCAAAAGAGCCAGAAGCACUGCUUUAAAAUACCUAAAGCCCCAACAAUUUACUUUUCACAAAUGUUUGAGCUGGUUAAAAUGUAAAGCCAUCAUAUACUAUGAAAACUGAGGGAAAAGAGAGAGGAGGGAGGAGUAAAGGACUGACUCAUGCUUUGGCCAGCACAAUUACGGUCCACUGGGGAUGUGUUUAAAGGAAGGAAGGAAACCUCACUUUCAAGAGAGGACUCCAAGCAAAGCUACAGUAACAGUUUGGAUUUGAGCACCAGCUGAAAGAUCCUGAACAUGUCCCAGCUACAUGAGGAUGGAGAGGAAGAAAAACUAAAGAGGCCAGAGGUGAGAAAUGAGGACCUGAUUGAAGCCAGAGAUAAGUUGGCGUCUGGGACCGCGAUGAAGAGUAAAACUUUUGAAGUGAUGGAGGAAUGUGAACGUGUGGGAAAAGCUGCUCCAUCUGUGUUCAGCACUGUUCGAUCAGGAGGAGAGACUGUCUUCAACAAAACAUGGAAAAAGUAACAAGGAACAAUUUUUUUGAUUUUCCAAUUUUCCAAAAUUUGUAACCUUUGAAAUAAAAGGAUCGAUUAAAAAAAUUCCAGAGAUUUUCUCUGAAUUGUUA
This is a messenger RNA of Silurus meridionalis, 733 nucleotides long. RefSeq names its product musculoskeletal, embryonic nuclear protein 1a (gene mustn1a). NCBI's taxonomy places the organism in Eukaryota, Metazoa, Chordata, Actinopteri, Siluriformes, Siluridae. The transcript is spliced from 3 exons. Gene Ontology annotation, cellular component: nucleus. Gene Ontology annotation, biological process: tissue regeneration; chondrocyte proliferation; chondrocyte differentiation. Bases 406 to 633 code for a protein of 75 amino acids. The record is from RefSeq and is a predicted model, not a curated record.